Messenger RNA from Closterium sp. Naga37s-1, 1239 nucleotides. NCBI's taxonomy places the organism in Eukaryota, Viridiplantae, Streptophyta, Zygnematophyceae, Desmidiales, Closteriaceae. The record is from the annotation of a GenBank genome assembly.
AUGGCGAAGAAGAGCUCGUUUGAGAAAGCGGUGAAGGACCUGACAGCUCUAGUGGCCUCUCAGUACCCCUCCUCCUCUCUGGACGAGCAGCAGAAGAUAAUCUCAGCCGUCCAUCGCGCAGCUACCCUGCUCAAGACCCGCUACACGACGCGUGGCUUCUGGGCGGCGGGUCUCGUCCUUUUCCGCGCGGCCAGCGCCGUGUUGGUGGAGGGAGCGGAGCGCAACCGCAUCUUGCAGCACAUUAAGUCCGCACAGGAGUUCCUGGGGGAAGGCGGGGAAGGCGGGGAAGGGGGGGAAGGUGGAGAAGAAGGUUUGCCGCAGGGAGUAGGCAGGGAACGAGGGGAUGGGGAAGGGGAGCAGGGAGCAGGGAGGGCAAGCGAAGUGAGAGGAGUUGGGGGAGGCAUGCUCGCUGCUGCGUCUCCGUCUUUUCAGUUCGAGGGUCAGCUGACUGCAGCAGCGGAGCCGCCGCGGCCUGAUUGGCUGGUGGCUCAGACGCUGCUGACAACCCUGGCAGCGGCACAGCAGCAGAGGGACCUGGAUGCCGCCGCUGACGGCACUCCUGAGCAAGAAGGCAGAGAUCCACAAGGCGGGCAAUCCCCUCAUCAAGCCAUUGCAGCGCUCUUGGAGGGCGGAACAACGUUGGAGGAUUUGCUACGGGGCGCGAUAGCAAGGGGGGGAGCUGACGACCUGCUGACUCCCGGCCUGGCAGAGGCGCUGGAAGCGAGCAUGCAGGCGUCUCAGCCGCCCUCCGCCCCGCCUGCUUCUAAGAGAGCUGUGAAGCAGCUGCCUGUGCUGGUCUACAGUGAGGCUGGCGUGGUGCAUUUAGAGGGGGAUGGGACGCGAGAAGGGGCGGUGGCGGGUAGUGGCAUCAGUGGUAGUGCUGGCAGUAGCAGCAGUGGUAGCAAGACUGAGAACGGGGAUGGUGUUGGGUUGGAGGGGAAGGGGGUGCAUGGGGAGGGGAAGAGGGAGGAAGGGGAGGGGAGUGUGGAUGAGUGCAGUGUGUGCAGGGAGAAGUGGGAGAUUGGUGACAAGCUGAGGGAGAUGCCGUGCAGCCAUCGGUUUCAUGUGGACUGCUUGCAACCAUGGCUGGAUGAGCACAACUCGUGUCCUUUGUGUCGUUACGAGAUGCCAACUGACGACCAUGCUUACGAGAGGCGCAAGGAGCGAGAGAAGGAAGAGGAGGAAGAACGGAGAGGUGCUGAGAAUGCUGUGAAAGAGGGGCAAUACAUGUACAUGUAA